UCACAAGUUUUUUGGGAUCUACGACUGCGAGUUACAAACAGAACAUAAACACAAGCUCUUGAUUUAGAAGAAGAGGAAGAAUAAAGGAGAGCAACAACAUUCUAAUCUGAAUUCGUUUUCAGAUUUCUCAUAAUGGAUCUCAACCAGUCUCCUGGUGAAAAUUAUGCCAACCCAAAAACAUGCUUCUUUCAUGUUCUCUUCAAGGCUGCAGCUUUGGCAUUUUACAUACUUUCUACCCUAUUUUUUGACAGCUUUGUCAUCAUUUUUGUGGUGACUGUUCUUCUUGCUGCUCUUGAUUUUUGGGUUGUCAAAAAUGUAAGUGGGCGUAUUUUAGUUGGUUUGAGGUGGUGGAAUGAAAUAAAUGAUGUUGGUGAGAGUGUAUGGAAAUUUGAAUGUCUUGACCAAGAGUCAAUGGCUCGUAUGAACAAGAAAGAUUCCUGGCUAUUCUGGUGGACUCUUUACCUUUCAAUGCUAAGAAGCAGAUUCAGCAAUUUGCCACCCAGACCAUUGCCACCCGUUUCACAUCCACCUUACAGUCAGCAUUCAGUGUUGUUUAAGUCAUUCGAUGUAGAAUGGGCGUAGCAUGAAGCUUGGUUAUGGAAGAGAUGUUGAAAAGAGAGGCGGCGUGUACAAAUUUGGCCAGCACUGAAUUGGCUUAUCAUUGAACUCAUAUGGGAAAACAAAUUAGUAGAUGUUUUGUAUUUGACCUUAUGGAUUUCUAAUAUUUGUAUAAUGGAAUUACAGGAAAAUUCGUUGAUAGAAUAAUAAGUUCUUUUUUGGUCUUGAAAAUUCCUGUUUUUGUCUCAAUCCUUUUUACUUGUUUAAAAAGGAAAUGUGAAUUUGAUGUGUCAUAGUAGCAAAAGAAAAUGUUCUCUUUGUAUUCAUUUUGGAAUAUGAUAUACCAUUGUAUAUGAAGAGGAAUGAUGCAAUUUUGAUACACUCGAUAUAUUGAGAAUUUGCAUCAAUUUAUCAAAAUAGCUUUUGGAUUUGUGCUAA
Messenger RNA from Pistacia vera, 996 nucleotides. Its product is annotated as Golgi apparatus membrane protein-like protein ECHIDNA. NCBI's taxonomy places the organism in Eukaryota, Viridiplantae, Streptophyta, Magnoliopsida, Sapindales, Anacardiaceae. Gene Ontology annotation, cellular component: Golgi membrane. The record is from RefSeq and is a predicted model, not a curated record. The coding region runs from base 133 to 582 and encodes 149 amino acids. The transcript is spliced from 5 exons. Gene Ontology annotation, biological process: protein secretion; vesicle-mediated transport.